AUGUCUGACACCGUCCCCGUCGCCGGUGUCGACGAGCUGGAGAGCCAUCUCGAUGCGGUCCUGGCAAACACAAGUCUGCCUCUGAACGAGAAGUUGUUUGACGACGUGGGCCUUCAGCUAUCCGAUGCCAAUACGGUCCCUUUGAUACCCCGGCUGCUACCCAAGAUCACCGCGAUUCUUCAGGUGUUCUCCGCUGAGCCGACCGUCCUCUGCGAAUUGACUAUGAAGCUACUUCGGCCUCUCACCUUCAGCCAGAUUAUUACCAUGACCACCCAAGAAGCCAUAAUUCAAGCUCUGCGAUCCCCCUGGCCGUCCGCCGUUAUCCUUGGCAUGGCCAUCCUCGAGAAAGCUCAAUCCCCCAGCGAAGCCACUAUUCUGGGCUCGAUGAAGGACGUCGUGUCCAGCUUCGUGGAGAGGUGGCUGGAUUGCCCUGAUGUUAGCGUGGGCGAAAUGGGAAACAGAACUCUGCUGGGUUUGCUGGAAAUCGAUUGCGACGUGCCAUUACCAGACGCCAACGGACUCUUGACAGUUGCACAACGGGAACCGCAAGGCCAGGGCUUCCUGUGGCGCAGGAUAUUCACAGAUCCCUCUAUAUACGUUUUGUUACUGUCGCUGACGACACGGGUUGGAGGGCUUCCAGAGAGACAACGAUGCCUCGCCCAAGGCCGCCUACUUCGCGUCUUACCUCGAAUGUCCGAGUUGAACCUACCCCGGCUGUGCGCAACCAAGUUCGACGACCUGAAUCGGCGUUGUGCGCAGGUCGAUGGAAAUUACGGUCUACUCCAGUUCGCGGCACUUCAUAUGGUGGACAAGACAGACGAACUCAUGCACCUCAUCCUCAUCGAUUUUUUCAAGUCUCUGGUUGCUGUUCAUUGCCAGACGCCUGACGCUGAUUUCAAGACCGAGACCAUAAAGAAAUUGGUGCACGAUGCAAAUGACAACAUAUUAAGGGAUGCGCUUCUGGGCUUUCCUUCCGAGGAUCCAGAUGCUGAAUCCGAAGUGGUUGAGAAGUUGACUUCCUUUAUAGACAAGGUGGUGUGA
Messenger RNA from Pseudomassariella vexata, 1041 nucleotides. RefSeq lists its product as uncharacterized. The record is from RefSeq and is a predicted model, not a curated record. NCBI's taxonomy places the organism in Eukaryota, Fungi, Ascomycota, Sordariomycetes, Amphisphaeriales, Pseudomassariaceae. The coding region runs from base 1 to 1041 and encodes 346 amino acids. The transcript is spliced from 2 exons.